Messenger RNA from Aspergillus calidoustus, 1326 nucleotides. The record is from the annotation of a GenBank genome assembly. NCBI's taxonomy places the organism in Eukaryota, Fungi, Ascomycota, Eurotiomycetes, Eurotiales, Aspergillaceae.
AUGUACCGCCAUGGUUCAACCGAUCCGACAUGCCCGUUUUGCCCUUUCUCAGACCUGGACGGGAACUUUGUUGCUGAGCACGUUCAGUACUGUCAUCCUGAGAAUGGACUGCAAACCGAGCAACAGGAAAUACCUCGGGUCAACAACGGAGUAUUCUCCAAACUCCAAAUUCCGGACGCUCAUGAAUCCGGUGAUGAAACCCCUACUAGCGAACACGCAAGUCUUUCCCACAGCCUGGAAGAGGAGAUGGUACUAGAGGAAUAUUUUGCGUUUGAGCAUUCAUUACCCAGGGUGCAAAAAGAUCGUGCUGGAGACAGAGUUCAAUCGCAUUACGUCUCCAGGCAAACUACUUUGCGCAAUGGUGACCGAAAUGAUCGAUGUCAGAGAACGCCUUCGACUCAGGCUUCCCAUGAAAAUAUCAAAAGACUCGGUCGCUCCGAAUUGGGACCUUAUGCCCAUGAGAAAAAAAUGCCUUUAUGGCUCUCCAAAAUGCUAGAAAAGGGCAACACCGCAUCUAAAAUAAACCUUAUCACGCCAGAGGGCAAACUUUCCAGACGCCUGAUUGUCGAAAACCAAACGCCCAAUGUUGUGUCGGCCCUUGCUCAUCUAUGUGGACAGGAUAAAUCUGUGCAGCGAGCCUUCUUUUGCAGCACUCAUGUCCAUCAGAUAUCCAAAAUGCGGAGGGAAGGGAGCUUUUGCGGAUACCGAAACAUUCAGAUGCUAAUCUCAUACCUGCAAGAGUGUCGUGGUCCUGGGCAUGAUCACUUUCCUGGUGCAUUGCCAACCAUCCUGCAACUCCAAGACAUGAUCGAACAUGCAUGGGACAUGGGCUUCAAUAGUGUUGGGAGGACUGAAACUGGGGGUAUAAAAGGAACCAGGAAAUACAUUGGCACCUCCGAAGCCCAGGCGCUCUUUUUAAGCCUUGGGAUCGGGUGUGAGGCAAGCAGCAUAGGGAAGACCAACGGGAUACCGGCUCAUAGCGCUCUACUUUCCCAGGUAGCUGCAUAUUUCAGGAGCGCAUGCCCUUUGGACAAGAACGAAAAGGUGGUUCUGACAAAUUUGCCACCUGUCUACUUCCAACAUCAUGGACAUUCUAUGACUAUCAUAGGUUUUGAAAUCCGAGAUAAAGGGCAUGCCAAUCUCCUUGUGUUCGACCCGACGUACAAGACGCCUGCCACAAUCAAACACUCUACCGCGACCACAUUCAAGACCCCUGAUCCAGCUCGAAUCUUGAAGGGAUACAGACGUGGUGGGGAGUAUUUACAAAAGUACCAAAACUUUGAAAUCCUCAAGUAUGUACCCAACUUUUCAAUGCGACUUGUCUGA